AUUUUUAGAAGCAGUUGCAACUUGGUGGGACUGAUUCUCACACAAUAUAAGUGAAGAUUUUAGACUACAGAAACAUCAUUUUGGAUUGUACGUAGGAUUAUAGGUAAGUUAUACAUCUAUAGAAACGUAACAUCACUGAUAAGAUCUACAAGCAGCUUUGAAAAUCGAUAAAUGAUCACUGAAAAAAUCGAAAAUUCACUAGAGCCAUCUUCAGGAUCGGCUGAUAUGGAUAAGGAUGUCAAAGUGGAGCUUAUUGGCUAUGAAGAAAUUGAUGAAUCAAAUCACCGACGCUGUUGUAUACUGAACGUAAUGGCUCCUAGGUACUUAUCCAAACAAGUGUUAGCUGGAUUUGAUAAGUAUAAAUACAGCUCGGUCGAUAAUAGUCCACUUAGUAAUUAUGUCACUCACCCAUUUUGGAACUGGCUAGUAGAGUUUUUCCCCCGAUGGAUUGCGCCGAACCUUCUCACUUUUCUCGGGUUUAUGUUUCUGAUCCUUCAUUUUGUCAUAGUAUCGAUAUAUGAUUGGGAUUUUUAUGCAGCUUCGGAUACUCACCCAGAAUAUCCUCCGAUACCUCGAUGGGUCUGGAUAGUCUCUUCAAUAUGUAUUUUUGUAGCUCAUCAAUUAGAUGGAAUUGAUGGAAAGCAAGCAAGAAGGACAAAAUCAAGUACACCUUUGGGUGAACUCUUCGAUCAUGGAUUGGAUAGUUGGGCUACAACUUUUUUUACACUUGGACUUUAUUCAGUUUUUGGUAGAGCUGAUUAUUCAGUUGACGUUCAUAGAUUCUUUUUUGUAAUGGUUACUGUUCAAGCUACUUUUAUUUUCUCACAUUGGGAAAAAUAUAACACAGGAGUAUUAUUUUUACCUUGGACAUACGACUUAAGUCAAAUAGCUAUAACCGUUGUAUACUUUAUAACUUUUUUGGGGAGUUAUAAAAUAUGGAAACAAAAUGUGCCAUAUAUCGAUUUGGGUUAUGGCUAUGUUUUCGAAUUUAUUAUGUACUCCUCCUUUUUUCUACUAUCUUGUCCGAUGACCUUUUAUAAUUUAUACAAGUCAUAUAAAGAAGGCACUGGUUACAAAAGAGGUUUUUACGAGGGUAUGCGACCACUGUUUGAUAAUACUAUUAUGCUUAUCCUCUUUUGCUUUUGGUCGUGGACGUCAUCAAAUCACAUACUUCAUGCAUGUCCUAGAGUAUUUUUAGUCGCCAUGGGUACAGUCUUUUCGAAUAUUACUAGUCGACUUAUCAUAGCUCAAAUGUCACAGACAAGAUGUGAGACUGGAAAUUGGUUAUUAUACCCCUUAGCAGCUUUGGUAAUUUUGCAAUUCUUUGUGAAAUUAUCGAGUAGCGUAGAAAACAUAUUACUUUAUGCUUACUGCAUUAUUGUUUUAAUAUCUCACAUUCACUUUGGAGUUGGAGUUGUUAGACAAAUGGCAGAACAUUUAGAAAUUGACGUUUUCUCUCUUCAGAGGAAACCUAAACAGAAGAAGCAAGUCAAUUCAUCAUAA
Messenger RNA from Dimorphilus gyrociliatus, 1503 nucleotides. The record is from the annotation of a GenBank genome assembly. Lineage: Eukaryota; Metazoa; Annelida; Polychaeta; Dinophilidae.